AUGUGGUACGGUCAUUCUGUGUUCCUGAGGCCAGUUCCUGAUUGCGAUGACGAAUACCCUGAUGACGUUGGUGAGCCUUCAGCUGCGUGUACUGAUCCUUCAGCUUUCUCAAGAACACACGAACCACAUAUUGGUGACCAUGGCGAGCAAGAUGCCGUUCUCCCGAAGAAGAGAUCACCAGUGCAUCCGAGGACGGUGCACGGUCAGGAGAGGCCGCAUAAGUAUGUAUCAGAAAUCAUAGUGGGUGGUUUCGAUCCCCACCCGCCUUCUAUAAAAGAAAGGCCUCAGUGUGCCACGGGCUCUGUUGCUGCUCGGACGUUGACAAGAAAGGUGGUUGGUGUCGACGCCGCAUACUUUCCUGAUUGCGAUGACGAAUACCCUGAUGACGUUGGUGAGCCUUCAGCUGCGUGUACUGAUCCUUCAGCUUUCUCAAGAACACACGAACCACAUAUUGGUGACCAUGGCGAGCAAGAUGCCGUUCUCCCGAAGAAGAGAUCACCAGUGCAUCCGAGGACGGUGCACGGUCAGGAGAGGCCGCAUAAGUAUGUAUCAGAAAUCAUAGUGGGUGGUUUCGAUCCCCACCCGCCUUCUAUAAAAGAAAGGCCUCAGUGUGCCACGGGCUCUGUUGCUGCUCGGACGUUGACAAGAAAGGUGGUUGGUGUCGACGCCGCAUACUUUCCUGAUUGCGAUGACGAAUACCCUGAUGACGUUGGUGAGCCUUCAGCUGCGUGUACUGAUCCUUCAGCUUUCUCAAGAACACACGAACCACAUAUUGGUGACCAUGGCGAGCAAGAUGCCGUUCUCCCGAAGAAGAGAUCACCAGUGCAUCCGAGGACGGUGCACGGUCAGGAGAUGCGGUCAUGGUGUGUUCCUGAGGCUAGCAACCUUGAGAAGCGGGCUUCGGCAGACGUGCAUCCUGUGCGCGUGGCGGGCGCUGUCCCGGAAGAUGUGUUCUUUGAACACAUCAGACGCAGUCCUGGUUCACGUUACUAA
Messenger RNA from Pieris macdunnoughi, 993 nucleotides. Lineage: Eukaryota; Metazoa; Arthropoda; Insecta; Lepidoptera; Pieridae. The record is from the annotation of a GenBank genome assembly.